Messenger RNA from Acipenser ruthenus (sterlet), 4126 nucleotides. RefSeq names its product PX domain-containing protein kinase-like protein. The record is from RefSeq and is a predicted model, not a curated record. Gene Ontology annotation, cellular component: early endosome; extrinsic component of endosome membrane; late endosome. Gene Ontology annotation, biological process: protein phosphorylation; early endosome to late endosome transport; protein targeting to lysosome. NCBI's taxonomy places the organism in Eukaryota, Metazoa, Chordata, Actinopteri, Acipenseriformes, Acipenseridae. Gene Ontology annotation, molecular function: actin binding; phosphatidylinositol binding; protein kinase activity. The transcript is spliced from 18 exons. The coding region runs from base 256 to 1995 and encodes 579 amino acids.
CGCUAAUGCGCCUCCGUACUCUGUGAAGCGAGUUAGCGAGUUAGCAGCAGAUGCUGGCGUGUGAGAGUGUCGGGCUCUAGGACCACACCGUGUGCGUCGGUAUUACUCCCAGCCCCUGACACAGCCGCAGCUGUGAUGACACUGAGCCGUUCUCGCUUGUCAGAGGAGUUGUCAUUCCUUGUGAUACAGCCCGUCCUUCCUUGAAUUCGACUCGGAUUCUGCUCCCAGCUACCCUUCUCAGCUCAGAGGUUGGGAAUGGCGUUCAUGGAGAAGCCCCCUGCGGGGAAGGUCCUGCUGGACGACACGGUGCCGCUGACCGCAGUGAUCGAGGCGAGCCAGAGCCUGCAGUCCCACACGGAAUACAUUAUCCGUGUUCAGAGAGGUGUAUCUACGGAGAGCAGCUGGCAGGUGUUGAGAAGAUACAGUGACUUUGAUAUGCUGAACAAUAAUUUACAGAUCUCGGGCCUCAGUCUGCCUCUUCCACCCAAGAAGUUAAUUGGGAAUAUGGACCGUGAGUUCAUUGCUGAGAGACAGAAGGGACUUCAGAACUACCUGAACUUCAUCACCACGCACCACAUCCUGUCAGGCUGCGAGCUGGUUAAAAAGUUCCUGGACACCAACAGCUAUUCAGCAAACUACACAGAAAUAGCCUUGCAGCAGGUGUCUAUGUUCUUCAGGUCUGACCCUAAAUGGGAGGUAGUGGAACCUUUAAAGGAAAUGGGCUGGAGGAUACGGAAGAGACAUUUUUUAAUCAAAAGUAAAAAUCAACCUAAAGAGCGGCAAGUCUUAAGUUGGGCUGACCUGGGACCUGAUAAGUUCCUGUCAGAUAAAGACUUGCAGUCUGCAAUGAAGCUGCUCCCCACUUUAUCUCAUCCCUACAUUUACCCCGUCACCUUUGCUUCAGCCAGCGAGUCCUCAGCCCUAGUGAUCAGAAUGUUCAAUGAGAAGGGAACACUAAGGGAUCACAUCUGUAAGGCCAAGCCCAAAGACCCCUUCUUAAAGAAGUACUGCAGUCCCAAGAAGAUCCAGGGCCUUGACCUUCAGCCGAUUAGGACGUUCGGACGACAAAUUCUAGAGGUUCUAAAGUUCCUUCAGGACAAAGGGAUCCCAUACGGUCACCUGCACUCCUCCAAUGUGCUGCUGGACGGGGACAGCUGCAAGCUGCUGGACCUGGAGAACUCCCUGCUGGGACUGCCUUCCUACUACCGGGCCUACUUCACGCACUUCAGGAAGAUCAGUACAACUGAGAGUAUCGAUGUGUACUCGUUUGGACACUUACUGUAUGAAAUGACCUACGGGAGACCUCCAGACGCUGUCCCAGUGGACCAUUUCCCUCCUGCUCCCUCCACUUCCAUCACAUCUGUCCUCCAGUCCAUCCUCUCCACUGAAGCCUGCAGAACUGGAAUGCCCACAGUGACUCAGCUCUUACAAACUCCGUUGUUCAGCGAUGUUUUGCUGCUCAGUUCAGAGAAGCCUCAGUUCAAGAUCUCAACUAAGUUAAAGGAGGCCCUGAAAACCGCCAACGACUGCCUGGAAAAGAGACUGCUGGAAGAACAGAAAAUGAUUCACCAACAUAAGCGACUAACCAGGGCACAGUCUCACCAUGGGUCAGAGGAAGAGAAAAAGAAAAGAAAGAUUUUGGCAAGAAAGAAAUCCAGGCAGUCAGCUGAGAAUGACGAAGAUCUGUCAGCGAAAUAUAACAACUCCAAUAAUUCUGGUUCAGGGGCGAGUUCCCCUCUCACAUCUCCGUCCUCCCCCACUGCAGUGGGGUCAGGACUAACUGCUUCUUCUCUGAUUCACCCAGGAGUGCCUCCUCCUCCUCCUCCUCCUCCCCCUCCUCCCCCUCCUCCUGCUACCCCCUCCCCCUCCCUCAGCAGCCCGCCCCCUGGGGACGGAGCCAGUCGAGGAGCGCUGCUCGGCUCCAUUCAGAACUUCACCAAAUGCAGCUUGAAGAAGACUGAGAUCCGGGACCGCAGCACCCCCCAGUUCAGAUGAGCAGGGGGCUGGGGGCUGGAGGCUCGAGGCUGGAGCGUUCCAUCUCAUGCAGGGGUGCAUGUUGCUGCUGCUGCUGCUGUUUAUUUUCACUGGACUUGUUUUGUAAUGUACAGAGAGCUGCAAGAACAGCUAGAUUUUAAUCGCAUUUGUUUUGCAACAGAUAUAAAUGUUCAUAAAAAAUGAUUCUGGUUUUAUAACUUGAAUGUUCACUAGCCAAGCGUCAUGUGGAUUUUAGGGCCACCUAGUGGAAAAACAACAUCUGUUUGUAAUGUUUAACCUUUAAUUAUUGAGCAUGUGUUUGGAUCUACUUUCUAUCUGCAGUCAUUUUUAAAUGUUAAUCAUUUGAAGACAGUUGUCUCUAGCAACAAUAUAAAACUAAGUAUGCACACUCACCAAAACUUCCUCCAACACUACUCCUCUUAAGUUGACACUGUGUAGAACAAUUCCGUGUUUUUUUUUACUUACAUAAUACCCCCAGUGUUUCCUAAAAAGACAAAAAAAAAGUCAAAAACCUGACUCUCUGUGAGUCCAGCGACUUCCCCUGAAACCUGCCUCUCCGAGUCCAGCGACUUCCCCUGAAACCUGCCUCUCCGAGUCCAGCGACUUCCCCUGAAACCUGCCUCUCCGAGUCCAGCGACUUCCCCUGAAACCUGCCUCUCCGAGUCCAGCGACUUCCCCUGAAAUUGCACUUGGAAGUCACAGCGGUGUAUUGAAGGUGCCUCUUGAACUUGCAUUCAAUAUCAGCGUUGCUGUUAAACUGCUUUAAACCUGAAAGCAAGUCACAAGAAAGACAGCUUCAUGGGCUAAAUUUAACAAACCAAUUUAAACUAGUGUCCAAAACCUAUUGCAGCUUCAGCGCAGAAGCAGUGGUUGAAUGUAGCCGUUUCCAGGUUGAACCUGUACCUUCGGUUCAAAAACUAAGAUUAAAUUGAUAAAGUACUCUCUGUGUGUGUGUGUGAGAGAGAGAGAAAAAGAAAAUGAAUAUCUUUGGCUCUUUGAGCUAAAUAUAAAUAUAUAUAUACAUAUAUAUAUAACACAUUAUAAAGCAUGGUUUUAGUGUUUGUGUUUUGUGUUGUGUUUUUUUAAAAAGACUGAAACAAAGGUUGGUCUUAGUAAAUGCUUCAUACAGGAGCAGCAGACCAGGGCUAGCGUUCCACCUGAUGGAGUGGGAGUUUGGAUUUGGUCCCUGUCCUCUUUUGCUCAGCUCUCAGAUAGUCUUAGUCUCCACAGCAUCAAUGUAGACACAUUAGAGGUUACACAGUAUUUAGCACUCCAUUUGAUAUUAAUACAGCUAUGGUCAAAGGUAUCACCCUAUAGAAUUAACACUUUUGCUUCUUAAAGUGGAAUGAAAUCUGCUGAAUAAUGUUACAUUAACAUAUUGAAUUACACACCGCUUUGUAGUUAGAACCAUCGAAGGAGGGUUUGAUACUGGUCUGACUGGCUGAACCAGACCUCCAAUACAGGAGCAUGGCAGUGCCUGUGGAACGUUGCAAUUGACCCGCAGUGUUCAGAAACCUGAAGAAAAUGAACCCUGAAGAUGUGAGGCGGGAGCCUAAAGCUGCAGAGUCCCAGUCACAUUCACCUUUACAAGAAAAUAUGACUUGGUGUUUGUUUACAAUAUUUUUCUGAUCUGUGAUACAUCAGACUACAGUUUGUUCAGAGAAAACCGUGGACACACAUUUCUUCCCCUUUGAAACCUUCAUGCCGCUGUGUCACUACUUGCUACAGUAAAAGACCAUGAUACGUUUCUGUAGCCUGGGUCACCUUUGCACAGGAGUGCCCUAAAGGUCCCGCAAAAUAUACUGUACCCCCACCCAGUCUGACAGCAUCCCUUGAUUGGAAUCUCUUGGAAGAGUUACUGCAAUACUUCUGCGUUAAGCAUGCUGGUAAUUGUGUUUCAUUCUUUUCUUUCAUUACAUUUACAGAUUACUGAUGAUAAUUAACUUCUCAACGUGAUGUAACUUGUGUAAUAUAUUCUUGUGACUUAAGCAUUGUUUUUUUACAAGAACAUGUAUCUUCAGACAGAAGUGUCUGUGCCCAGGCAAAGGUUAUCAUUGUGUUCCAUGUAUAUAUGUACACAUUUUCAUGUAAUCUGUGAGAAUAUUUUUAUUAAAAUAAUGAAUGAAUCUUU